Messenger RNA from Liolophura sinensis, 2082 nucleotides. RefSeq lists its product as uncharacterized. The transcript has 11 exons. The record is from RefSeq and is a predicted model, not a curated record. NCBI's taxonomy places the organism in Eukaryota, Metazoa, Mollusca, Polyplacophora, Chitonida, Chitonidae. The coding region runs from base 231 to 1709 and encodes 492 amino acids.
AACUUAUCAUAUCCUUCUUAAGACAUUGAGGUAUACCUGACGCUGCGAUAACUGUUACUGGAGUUUUUAUUUUCAGGACAAAGAGGAUUAUUUCUAGUAUUUCAAUUCAUUUAAAAGGGUUUAAAUUCGUCUUUAGUCAUAACAGUGUGGAAAAGCUGUUGAACUGGUUUUAAUACAUUCUUUUAUUUCCAUAAAACGUUUAUGUUUGCACAGGGGGAUCGCCUAGUGGAAUGAUGGGAUUUAUCGGAUGUAUUAAAAAUCUGAGGAUUUUGGGAAAAUACGUUGACCUUUCCAAACACGUCACUGAUGGGAUACUGAAAGGUUGUGUUGGCCAGUGCGACAGUAGCCCGUGCUUGAAUGGCGGGAGAUGUAAAGAAAUUGGUACGACAUUUUUCUGUGACUGUGCAAACACGGGAUACACAGGAUGUUAUUGUGGAAAAGAUUUCUCUUUGAAUGUAUCCGAGAGUAAGAGUUUCACGAACAAUAUUAUCUCGUCAACUCCUCCGGAGAAGAUCCUUCAGGUUGGUUUUUCUACCCAAACAAAGGACAACACAUUUGUGGUGCUAACUGAAGAAGGUUCUGGAGCCAAGUUAGAAAUAUCCAUUGCUGACACCGGUAGGUUAUCUGCAAAAGUUAUGAAUGGCACCAACAUCGAAGAGAAAACAUUUGAUGGUCGAGUUGAUGAUAACAUGCCACACUAUAUAAACUUCUAUCAACGUGACAGUCAGUCAAUCAUCCAGUUAGACAACGUAAACAUGACAUUUGGUGGAAAAUUAUUUCCGUUGUCAGCUAUGCACACAAUACGAAUAGGAACAACCGGUGAAAAUUUACAGCCUAACCAGACUUAUACAGGGUGUGUCUUCAGCAUUGAAUCUGGCCAGCAUAAAUUCCCGCUAAAUGAAGGAAAUACUGGUGUGGACUCUUGUGCUCCUUCACACGUACCUAUGGGACUCAGAGCAUAUAGGGAAGGCAUCAUGAAACAUAUCCACGACUCAGAACAAAACAUCAGUGCCCGCAGUCCAGCGUUCAUUGAGAGCUUCUCGGCCUAUCGCCUCAACAACGCGCUCGAGGAAAUGGGAAGCGGUUCUGUAGUCCUGUCUGAACCGGUUAGACUUGUCUGCAACGCCUCUGGAUCACCUAAACCUAGAAUUAUCUGGAAAAAGAACAAUGUUGUCCAAGAGACGGAUUGCUAUCAUCUGAUGACCAGUGAUAGCCUAGUACUCCUGCCAAAACAGACAAACCAUGAGGACAAGUACACUUGUGAGGCAAUCAACUCGAAUGGGGUAUCUCAUAGCCUUAACAGCAUAGAAAUUGUGAAACCAGUGUCUGAUAAUACCCCUGCAAGUCAAAAAAACAGUACUGUGGCACCCGGCCAAAAUGUAUCAUUUUCGUGUAAACUUGGCACUUUCACUAUACCCAUGGCCGUGGCUGUUUGGGAAAAACAGAUCACUCAAGACAACGUGGUCAGCAGCCAGAUCAUCUGGACGGGAAGUCAUGACGCUGAUAAAAGAAUUAGGGUUACGAAGGACGGUAUGCUGGUAUUUGCUUCCGUUCUUCUCGAUGACGGUGACAGCAGCACCAAAUUUGUCUGCUACCGGGUCAACCCAUCCACCGGUCAAAGGAAUAAAGCAACCGAGGUUAGGCUGACAGUAACAGGUAAUACUAACUUGCGUCAUCCAUUUUUAUUAGAAGCCAUUUUGAGUUUGUGAAUUUCAGAGAUGUUGUCAGCGCUUCUCAAGCAAUUCUGCUGUAAGGAUCCAAUGAUUUCAGAUAUCUGCAAAUUUGCUUUCGAUCAUAGCCCGGUUUAUACUAAAAAUAGAAAAACAAUAAAAGGCUCAAAAUAAUCGCAGUCAAACCAUGAAUAUAUACAACAUAUAUAAAACUACUAGUAAUUAAGAUUAAUUGGUGUCUAUGUAGGACACCUGACCUGUGCUUUAUGAAAAUAUCAUCUUUUAUAUCAAUAAACAGCUGAAGAAAUGUAACCGACAUAAAUCAUAAAUUUUGGAUGAUUAAUCUGACGGCGUUGUUGUCAGAAAUUUCCUAAACUGUAGGUAGGGUGCACUGGAGGGAUGCACAAGGCAA